AAGUUUUUGACAUCGGACGUAUUUUGUCCUGUCCUACCUUGGUCCAAUCCGAUGUGUGUCACCGAAAGUAAGCAACGUUAUGGUCGUGGUAACGCUGUAAUGUGACGAUUUUGGACUCAGUCAGAGAUGCUGUCUGUUAAGUUAAGAAAAAGCAUCGUAACUGCCCAGAAGCUGUUGCACUUGGCACGACCCACACCAAAAUGUUGGCCAUUGGCACUUAUCAGGGUUACUGAUGGUGGAUCAGAUCCUCAACAUGUCAGCCGGCCCUCCUUCGCCAGGCCACCAACAGAAUGGCCUCGGGAUUCCUGGGACAAGUAUUGCCCUGGCGUCGGUGCAUCUGUGAGGACCGGGAUCUUUUCGAGCACCCCAUUUCAUGCACUGGCUUUUAUUGCGAGGAAUCAAUAUUUCCAUACAUCUGCUGCGAGGCUCAAGAAGCGACAACAGACUGAACCUCCUCCCAGAGAGCUGGACCUGCUGCGUUAUGACAUGAAGGACUUUUGGAAGAGUCCCAAACCAGCUCUGUGGCUUGGGUUUGCAGGACUGAUCCCCUUUGUUGCCCCUCCUCUCUUCAUGGGUGUGACUGAAAGUUACCUUCCCGAGUUUGCCUCUAUUCAAUUGGCCUACAGCGUCUCCAUCGUUUCCUUCCUGGGCGGAGCUCGUUGGGGGUACGCCCUACCUGAGAGCAGCCCGGCCAAACCUGACUGGAUAAACCUGAGCAACAGUGUGGUUCCUUCACUCUUAGCUUGGGUUACCAUGCUCAUGGCUGACAGCAUUGUUCCUGCAGUGACCAUGGUUAUCAUGGCGCUGGGAAUCUCGCUUCACUAUGAUCUGUCACUGUUGCCCACUUACCCAAACUGGUUUAAAGCACUGCGUGCUGUCUUGACAAUUGUGGCGUUUUUCUCCCUAGUUGGUACACUCGUUGCACAUGGAAUGUACCCAGAGAAGAAAAUGUUUUCAGAGUAAGAAAUCCUGCAGUUUGCAGACAGUGUUGACGUUUUGCUGAAAGAACAAUUCAUGUCAUUAUUGUAUUUUGAGUGAAAACUGAAAUGGCAUUAAACGAUUUGAGAUGGUUU
Molecule: messenger RNA, 1073 nt
Organism: Hippocampus comes (tiger tail seahorse)
Lineage: Eukaryota; Metazoa; Chordata; Actinopteri; Syngnathiformes; Syngnathidae
Product: transmembrane protein 69-like
Exons: 3
Coding region: 127-963 (278 amino acids)
Source: RefSeq, a predicted model, not a curated record